This is a messenger RNA of Trichomycterus rosablanca, 2726 nucleotides long. RefSeq names its product venom phosphodiesterase 1. Gene Ontology annotation, biological process: nucleoside triphosphate catabolic process. Gene Ontology annotation, molecular function: nucleic acid binding; nucleoside triphosphate diphosphatase activity; metal ion binding. The coding region runs from base 39 to 2636 and encodes 865 amino acids. The record is from RefSeq and is a predicted model, not a curated record. NCBI's taxonomy places the organism in Eukaryota, Metazoa, Chordata, Actinopteri, Siluriformes, Trichomycteridae. The transcript has 25 exons.
UCUGCACUCUUCAUUCACUCCCUCAACCCCAAAACAACAUGGAAUUCAGCAAGAUUUACAAAAACAAGAGGAAACUCAUUAUUAUAAUCACUUUGGCUGUGUCUGUUGUGACCAUCAUAUUAGGACUGGGCCUUGGGCUUGGGCUUCAACUGGAAAAAUGCAAAAACAAAGUACCAGAGUCGUGUCGGAACCGCUGCUAUGAGCCGUAUGAUUAUGAAACUCCAAGUUGUCGAUGUGAUGAUCAGUGUGUGGUCACUAACAGCUGCUGCCGUGAUUUUAAGGAUAUCUGCCUCCAGCCCACUGAGAGAUGGGAGUGUACACCAUUACGUUGUGGGGAGAAACGUGUAUCAGGCAGUAAGUGUCACUGCUCUGCUGACUGUGUGAGCGCUGGAGACUGCUGUACCAACUACAACAUCGUCUGCAAUGGAGUGACAUCCUGGGUGGAGGAUCAGUGUGUGAACAUGAGUGUCCCAAACUGCCCAGCCAAUUUUAAGAGGCAGCCUCUGCUGCUCAUCUCUCUGGAUGGAUUAAGGGCUGAGUAUCAGCACACAUGGUACUCACUUAUCCCAGUGCUGGAUAAACUAAGAAGAUGUGGGACAUCCUCUGCCUUCAUGCAACCUGUAUUCCCCAGCAAAACUUUUCCUAACCACUACUCCAUAGUUACGGGUCUGUACACAGAGUCUCACGGUUUGGUGGAUAACUACAUGUACGAUCCUGAAUUUAAUGCAUCAUUCUCUCUGUCCAACACUGAGAAGGACAAACCCAGAUGGUACCUCGGACAACCGAUCUGGCACACAGUGAUGGGUCAGGGUUUGCGAGCAGGAACCUUCUUCUGGCCAGGAUCAGAUGUGAAAAUAAAUGAAACCUAUCCAAAUAUAUAUGAGAAAUAUAAUGGAUCAGUUCCAUUUGAGCAGAGAGUUUUUACUGUAUUGAAGUGGUUACAGUUGCCUGACGAUCAACGGCCAGAUUUCUACACAUUGUACUUGGAAGAGCCGGAUAAAUCAGGACACAACUACGGUCCUGUCAGUGGAGGAUUAAUAAAUGCAAUCCAGGGAGUGGACAAGGUGAUCGGGCAGUUGAUGAACGGACUCAAACAGCUCAACCUUCACGAGUGCGUCAACAUUAUUGUCGUAGCUGAUCACGGUAUGGCAGAAACAAGCUGUGACAGAAAAGAAGUCCUAAAAGAUUUCGUGGGUGACGUCUCACACCUCUAUGUGUAUGAGGGACCAGUCGGCCGGAUCAGAGCGGCAAAAGCAGCAGUGACGUUGGACACUGCUGGUUUGGUGGCCAACAUGACGUGUAAGAAGCCUGAUCAGAAGAUUAAACCAUACCUUAAACCCCACCUCCCCAAACGCUUCCAUUAUGCUCACAGCAAACGCAUAGAGGAUGUAAACGUGCUGGUGGACUCAAACUGGCUGUUUGAAAGAUUUCCAGGUUCUUUAACUUUCUGCUCCGGUGGAAAUCACGGAUAUGACAAUGAUGAUCCCAGCAUGCAGGCCAUGUUUCUUAGUUAUGGUCCUAAAUUUCAAGCUCAGACUGAAGUUGAACCAUUUUCUAACAUUGAACUCUACAAUCUUAUGUGUGACGUGUUAGAUAUCAGUCCUGCUCCAAAUAACGGCACCCAUGGCAGCCUGAACCACCUGCUGCGACUUCCUCCAUACGCACCCCAACACCCAGCAGAGCAGAGUCCACCAAGCCAGUGCCCACUUAACACCCUAGAGCCUGCGGAUCCUCUUGGCUGUUCCUGCCCUGCCCUGGGAGACAAAAAUCUAAACUCUCGUCUCAACCUGACUGAUGCUGAAGUGUCGAUGAGUGUGAGGAAACACCUGUUGUUCGGCCAACCCACAAUGCUGCAGCCCGACUUUAAUUACUGUGUGCUGCAUCAUCACGGAUUCAUCAGCGCCUACAGCAUUCAAACGCUCAUGCCUGUUUGGAGCUCAUUUACCGUCAGUAAACCGUCUGAAGGUGGCCCAGAUUCUUUACCUUCGGUGACAGAAAACUGUCUGAGGCCUGAUGUAAGAAUCCCAGCAGAACAGAGUCCCACCUGUGACCAGUACAACAGCACCAGUAACAUCACACAUGCCUUCCUGUACCCACCCAAUCUAAACAGCACAGCAGAUGAGCAGUAUGACGGUCUGAUCCUGAGUAACGUGGUUCCCAUGUACCCGGCAUUUAAACGUGUGUGGCAGUAUUUCCAUGACGUUUUACUUUUGAAGUAUUCCUCACAAUAUAAUGGCAUCAACGUAGUGACCGGACCUGCGUUUGAUUACAACUACGACGGCCAGUAUGACACCGCAGAUCUGAUUCAGCAGUUUGUUCCAGGUACACGUAUUCCCAUCCCCACCCAUUACUAUGCAGUCCUGAUCAGCUGCUCCGAUCCAAAUGUGACUGAUUGUAAAGGAGAGUUAAACACUGUUUCCUUCCUAAUCCCACACAGAGCUGACACAUCAGAGAACUGCAUGAGUGACAAGGAAGAGUCUCUCUGGGUUGAGGACCUGCUCUGGUUUCACCAGUCACGUGUCAAAGACAUUGAGUGGAUCACAGGACUGAGUUUUUUCCACAACAGUAGUCGACCGGUCCCUGAGCUUCUUCGAGUCAAGACUCGUCCCACGGCUGCCAUUCAGAAGAAGCCAUGAAGCACUGCCAGAUAUUUAAAAUCACCUUUUGUAUUUAUGAAGUAGCUUAUUAAAUAUAGAUUCAUUUAAUUAAAUACAACUAAUAAUUAA